AUGGAACAAAUAUUGAGUGGUGGCAUCAUUAAUCUCUCGAAUACAUGCUAUUUGUCGGUAUCCUUACAGAUUUUAUUUAGGUUCAAGCCUUUAGCCAAAUUGAUUCAAUCUUAUGCUGAAUUAUAUCCAGAAAAACAAAUCUUUAAAAUUUUUUCCACAUUACAGCAUAACUUUGUAACACAAACGACUCCACUUAGUCCAGAACCACUAACUACUGCAUUAAAAAUCGAUAAAUCCAAGCAACAAGAUAUGAGCGAAUUUUUAUCCUAUUUUCUAAAUUAUCUACUCGAAAGCUUACCAAAAGAUAAACAAAGUACGCUUUUGGAGCUAAUAAAUUGCAAAUUGUACGAUUCGCUUGGUAAUCAAAGAGAUAAUGUUUUUAUUUACACAAUUCCUGUCGAUUCAAAAUACACAGUUGAUGAAGCACUCAGGAGUUCAUUAGAUUCAAACAAAUACAGAUUUUCUCAUCCACCAAAACUCUUUUUCUUACAAUUACACAGAUUAUGUUUUAAUAAAUUAACAAAGACAGAAUACAAAAGAUUUGAUCCUAUGAACAUACCAACGAUGAUUGAUUUGACACCAUAUGGGGCAUGCAUUUACCAUUUACUUGGUGUUGUUCAACACAUCGGCACAAGUGUCUAUGGUCAUUAUAGGAUUGGACUUCAAGAUUCACAAGGGUGGAUGAUUGCCAACGAUAAAUACGUUAGAACAUCAACUUUGGAAGAGAUUUUAACUUCAUCAAUUUCAAAUGUUUCUCCAGCGUACGUUUUAGCAUUUGUUUCUGAUAUCAAUGACAUUGUUACGAUGAGAGAUGUCAUUGAAGUACGCGCAUCAGAGUUACCAGAGCUGCCAAGACCUGUUGGAUCAAGAAUUGGUGAAAUUAAAUGUGCAUUCAAUUUCCCAAAAAGUGACAACAGGGAAGUAAAAAGUGACAGUGGGGGAAUUGACGAUCAAUUUCCAUUGAAAAAUAAAGAUACUUCAUAUGAAGUUAUUACACAGAGUUUCAAGCAAAGCACAAUGGAAUUUGAUAAUCCAGAUAAAAUGCUAUUUGAAACUGUUGACGAAAUCAAAAGUUUAGUCAAUGAAUUCAAAGAAGACACACAAACAUCAAUGGUUUUUGGUUACGACAAACCAUAUUUGGAAUCAGAAUUUCCAGAAGAUUUCGGGAAAUAUGAAUUACCUUUAUACAUAAUGAUGCAACAAUCAGGAUACAGAAAAUUUUUAAGAAAUCCUGUUGAAAAUGAUAAAUUAGUUCAUGUCAUAUUUUGUGUUGAAUUUACUCCAUUUACAUUUAGUUCAGUUUUCUAUUCGUUCCAAAAGUUCGAGAAAGUUGUUGAAUACGCAAAUAAAUACAUGAAAGAAAUCUUCGAAUCAAGAGAUGAUUAUAAAGUUCUUUUGUCAUAUUACGGUUUCUUGGCAAGAAGUGACAAAAAAUAUCGAUUAAGUGAUCUGUAUCCUAAAGAAAGGAAAUCAUUGAUUUUACAUGUUCUUCCCGAAAGAAUGCCAGUUUCAAAACCAAAAUCAACAGUUCCAAUAAAGAUAUACAAAGUAAGUAAUCCUUGUGAUAUAUACAAAACUGCUGAUUUCAUUGUCAGAGUCAAUCCAAAAGUGAAACAUCUUUUGAAGUCUUUCGAUUUGGUUGGCGAAAAUUGCAGAGUUUUUCGUGUGAAUUCUGAAGCAAUUUGCGAAGAAUUGCAUGGAAGAAUCAGACCUGAUUUACUUUAUAUGAAAGGGAAUGAUAUUAGAAUAAUUAUCGGAGCUACUGAUACUUUAACACUUUUCUCUGUUUACUUCGAUGGUUCAUUCAUUCAAAACUUUUUCUUUAACGCGCCAGAGUCAUUUGAAUCACUGAAAAUAUCAUUGACUAACUUCAUACAAAUGAGGAAUUUUUCAGUUACAUUCCAUUCCAUAGGGAAACAGGAAGUUGUUGAAGGUAAUCCUGCAGAACUUGUUAGACAAUCUGCAGGAAAAGUAUCAUAUUUCUCUGUUCAAAAUGAAUAA
Trichomonas vaginalis G3 is the source of this 2001-nucleotide messenger RNA. RefSeq names its product ubiquitinyl hydrolase protein. Gene Ontology annotation, cellular component: nucleus; cytosol. Gene Ontology annotation, biological process: protein deubiquitination; regulation of protein stability. Bases 1 to 2001 code for a protein of 666 amino acids. Lineage: Eukaryota; Parabasalia; Trichomonadida; Trichomonadidae. Gene Ontology annotation, molecular function: cysteine-type endopeptidase activity; cysteine-type deubiquitinase activity. The record is from RefSeq and is a predicted model, not a curated record. The transcript has a single exon.